This is a messenger RNA of Nothobranchius furzeri (turquoise killifish), 7229 nucleotides long. RefSeq lists its product as uncharacterized. NCBI's taxonomy places the organism in Eukaryota, Metazoa, Chordata, Actinopteri, Cyprinodontiformes, Nothobranchiidae. The record is from RefSeq and is a predicted model, not a curated record.
UUUACUGAUUUAUUACUGCUUUAUUACACUGUUAAUAGCCUGUUUUGGAUCAGUUAAACCCGUGUCAAACAUUUGGACUAGUUUUAACAAUUGGUAGCUCUUUGUUGGUUUUAGAAGACACAAAACACCCACUGUUUUGUGUAGUGUCCUUUUGUUCUUGUGCUCUUAAGCACGGCUCGGUUUUGUGUGGAGACAUUUAUGGAGGCUCCAUCCCGUGAAGUGCUGGAGCGUUGCCGCAAGGCUGACCUACUGCAAAUAGCUGCCAACCUUGCUCUUGACAUCCCAAACCCUGUUCUGAAAAGAGACUUGAAACUGCUUAUUGUGGAGCGUUUAGAGGAAAUGGGGAUUUUACAGACUGAGAAGGAGUCUGGCACAAAGACUGAACCAGAUGGCUCUCCUGCAGAUCCUGCUGGGUGCGACGAUCCUGAAGUCCCUGCUGCUGCGGAGGAUCGCGAGGGUGAGAUGACAGAGACGAGCAAAUCUCCUCUAACACAACGAAAGUCUGCUCCGACCUCCCCAGGUUCACCGACGGAAGGAUCUCGAGACGCACGAUUACAGGUGCGACUGGCCCGUCUGGACAUAGAAAGAGAGGAGAAAGCCCAGGCUAAAAGACUGCAGAUGGAACUGGAGGUUCGGAGGAUGGAGAUCGAAGCUGAAACGGCUGUGAGAAUAAGGAAACUGGAACUAGAAGCCCAGCUUUCAAACCCUGGACUUUACACCACGCCCACCAAAACUCCGCAACCCGCCACAACCCCGGCCUUUGAUAUCAGGGAGACCUCGUUGACUCCCGGUGAUUCGGACAAGCAAAGCAUGGACAUCUUUAGUUAAUUAAUUGAUCUUAACUGGUAAUUUCUAGCUGAGCCCACAGAGUGGUGUUACGGGCUGUGUCCUUGGCUCGCUGCCCGCAACACUGACUAUGUCCUCAGGGCUGCAGCCGUCCAGAUCAGCCACGGGGGGAUCUGCAUGUGUUUUCUCACCAGCAAGUUUCUGGAGGUCCAAAUGGCGUCUUUGAUGGCGGCUAGGGUGAGCCUUUCCUCGUCACUGAGUUUUUCUGGCUUUGCCCUACUCUGGCUCACCCCAUAGAGCACUAGGUGUGCUGUCAGGACCUCCCUUGCUGGCAAGUCCUGGGAGCCGGCUGUUGUCCACAGGUCAAUAACAGCGCUGCACUCCCAAAGGAGGUGCCGUACCAUCUCCGAUGCGCCACAGCCGGAUCGGGGGCAUGCUGCUUUGGCUGCCAUUCCUCUGGAGUGCAUAACAUCCCUGACGGGGAGGAUCCCAUGUGCUACCAACCAUGAAAGGUCCAUCAGUCUGUUUGGGAGACCAGGGAGACCUGCAAGUCCCGCAACAGGAAUCGGGUCACUUCGAGCCUGUACAACAGAGGUUAAAUAACGCUGGUUUAAAAGUGUCCUGGCUUUCAUUUUCCAAACUAAAAUGUGUUAAUGUCUUAAUGACCUCGUAGGCAGGUGGUAACUGAAAAGCUACAGGUACACUCAAAUUAAUUGGUACCAAUUUUAAUUUAUGGAGGUAUGAACCCAUACAAUAGUAAGUCAUUGCACGUGUCUUUACACCGCCCUGUUCCAUCAUUACUACUCGCAUGUGGGUGCAGGUGUAAUGUGCUCCCAGACACAAAUAUAGGUCUGGAACCCCCAUGCCUCCUUUUCCUUUAAGUUUCAUUUCUUCUCUCCAGUCUCUCCCAUUUGGAUCCCCAUUAAAAAACUGGAAGAUUGUCUUCUCAAGACUUCUUAUCGUUUUCCUAGAUGGUAAAAACACACUUGAUGCCAAUAAAAACAAAGGGAUCAUCACAGCUUUUAUCAGCACUUUUCCGUUCAGGGUUAGGUCUCUUUGUUUCCACAGGCCUGUUCUCUGUCUCACUUUUGCUGAUAUUUCUGUCCAAUUUACCUCGCCUUUACCUUCUUUAUCAAAUUUAAUCCCUAAUAUCUUUUGUUCAUUUGAGUUUACUUUUGCCUGUGUUCUUUCACUUGCUGUCCAUGGUCCAUACAGCUGUAGUUGUGUUUUGUUCUCAUUUAAUUUGGCCCCAGAUGCUUUCCCAUACUGCUCAGUUGGUAUAAAAGCUGUUUAUAGAUGCCAUGUCAGUACACACGAUAUUAAUGUCGUCCAUAUAUAAAACACAUUUUAGGUCUUGACCUCCACUGCCUGGUAUCCUUUGUCCUGUAAUCCAUUUCUUAUCAUUUGUGCUAAUGGCUCAAUGUAUAUCACGUACAAAAUCGCUGACAGCGGUCACCCUUGUCUCACACCUGACCUGAUGGGUAUUUGUUAGAUGUCCAUUUAGCAGACAUUUACUGUAAACAUUACUAUAUAUUAACUUUAUCCAGUGCUUGCAUCUUUCAGGUAGACCUAUUUUCUCUAAUAACUUGAACAAAAACACAUGUGAAACUCUAUCAAAGGCUUUUUCAAAAUCUAGGUUGGCUAUUAUUAACUUGGUGUUCUCUUUAGCCAUUGCAACAUUGUCCCCUAUAAGGAUGAAACCAUCUGAUCUUUCUCCCUUUAACUGCACACGUCUGGUCUGAAUGUAUAAUUUGUCCUAAAAACGGUUUUAGUCUCGUUGCUAAAAGUCUACUAAAGUUUGCAGUCUGUUUAAAAGCGUAAUCGGUCUCCAGUUCCUCAAGUCCAUUUUGUUGUUCCUUUAUAAAUUCGGGACACGAUUCCACAUCUAAAACUCUCAGGUAGCUGGUCCAAUUGAUCAAAUUCUUUAAAAACCUCCAAGAUAUCUGGUCCCAAAAUCUCUCAAAAUGUCAGAUAAAACUCCAAGGGUAAACAAUCUGCUCCUGGUGAUUUAUCUUUUUUUGAAGGCUUUUAAAUUCUUUUCCAUUUCAAUCAUAUUAAACUCUUGACACAUUUCUUUUCCUUCUCUAAACUCUGUCAUGUCUUUUAAAAUUUCAUUAAACAUUUUCAUCUCUAUCUCCCUUUCAUUGUACAAAUCUUUAUAAAACUCUUAAACAGUCCUCUUUAUUCCUUUCGUGUUUUUCUUGUUUGGUUCUCAGAACUGUUAUCGUAUCUGUUUUACUCAUUAUUUUCCUAAAGAAGUAUUGUGUACAUUUUUCUCCUUCCUCUGCUUCUUUAGUUUUACUUCUUAAAAUCAUACCUUUACUUCUCUCUUUCGACCAUCUCUGUCAUGUCUUUUUAUUUCUUAUUUCACUUGCAAAAUUAAUUCCAUUUUGGUUUAAAACGUAAUACCUUUGCAAUCUUUUUUGCAAUUCUUUUAAGAUUUGUGUUUCUUUGUCCUUUUUUUUUCUUUUGUUGCAGAAAAAGGUUUUUGUUCUUUGUUUAACCAUUUCCCACCACCUAGCUCUGUUUUCAAACAUAUCCUGAAGUGUUUGCCCGUCCUUAUAAACCAUCUCAUAUUCUGCUCUUAUACGGGGGUCUUCUAAAAGUGAGCAAUUUAAUUUCCAUAAACCUCUUCCUGGUACUAGGUCCAAUAGUAUUUUACAUUUGCAUGUUAGCACACAGUGGUCAGAAAAAAAAGCUGGAGUUAGCUGAACAUUCAGAGGUACAGUCUCUUGCCAGUAAGUAGUCAAUUCUUGACGCUUUGGAGCCAUCGUCACUGCUCCAUGUAAAGCCUUCCUUUUCUGGUUGCAAGCUUUUAAAACAAUCUAUCAAUUUAAAAUCUUGUGUUAUCUUUCUCAAUAAAUGUGAGGUUUUAUCAAGUUUUAAAAUCUUCCCCGCACCCUUUCCUGUCUUUACUAUUCAUUAAACAAUUAAAAUCUCCUACAAUUAUUGGCAUCUUCUCAAGCAAAUGUUCUUGUAAGCUUUCUAACAAAUCCCAUCUUUCAUUUUUGCUAUUUGGUGCAUAAAUAUUUAGAAUUUUGAAAUUUUGUCCUAAAUAGGUUAGUACUGCUAUAAGUGCUCUACCAUCUUUUAUCACUUUACUCUCUUUUAUUACCCUUGGAUUGUUUAUUAAGAUUGCUACACCAUCAUUUUUAUUUUCAUUUGACCCACUCCAGAUUGAAGGAUAUGACCACGACUCUUGCUACCAAUGAUAGCUUUUAAGAAAUUGUAGAUUACAUUCUUGCAGCAAUAAAACCUCAUUUCUCGGAUGUUUUAGAGAUGUUAAAACCGUUUGGGCCCUUAAUUUUGUCUUAAUACCCCUCACAUUAAUUGUUGAGAUUGUGAGGGACAUGAAAAUGAGAAUAAACCACAUUACUCACAUUGUCAUUUUUGCAUACAAUGGCUCUUGCCAUCAUUCAUCCAUUAUCCUUGUCUUUUUCCACGGUGUUCUGUUUUACCCUUUCUCCUUGUUCAAGCUUUUGUACUGGGUUGGUUUCUCCAGAUUUACCUUUUGGAGUAGACUGAUAUGUUAUCGGAAGAAAAGAUGUUUCGUUCGGAAAUUUAUUGACACUUUUCUCUUAACAUUUACAUUCUCUUCACCCAUAUGGGGGGGGGGGGGGAUAAGGGGUAUAACAAGGGUAGAAAGAAAUGCAAUGGCAACAAUAAAACAUCCCAAACAUCAAAAUUCGUCACAGUAGCCAUCUCUCUGGUCCCAUUGUCCCAUCACUCCCUCCACAAGUCGCAGGACGAUGGGGGGUGGGGUCAGCGACCCCACUGCACUCCUGGUCUCCCCUCUUUUUCUUUACCUGCCUCAGCAGAUGGGGAGGGCCUCUGGCCUCUUUUACCAGUCUCCCUUUCAUCGUCAGGCCGCUGCUGCCCUAAUCUUUUUUUCUCUGGACUCCAGCUCCUUCCUCCGUUGGGUGCAUGCGAUUCUUCUUUGCGGCUGUGUUCUUGGCAGGCAGUCCUCUGACAUUUUAUUCUCCACUUGUCAGCUACCAUUCGAACAACAGCCACAAGUUUCUGGAGGUCCAUAUGGCGUCUUUAAGGGCGGCUAAGGUGUGCCAUUGGUCCAGACUUAGCUUUGCUGUUUUGCCAGACUUGGGACACACACCGUACAGCACAGUCUGUGCCGUUAGGAACUCCCUUGCGGGUAAGUACGGGAAUUUUAAGGAGCUGGCCGUUGUCCAUAGAUCCUGGGCAGCGCUUACAGACUCCGGUGCGCCACAUCCGGGCCGGGGGCAUACCGCCGUGGGUGCCAUUCCUCUGGUAUGCAUCACGGCUCUGACUGGGAGAAUACCAUGUACCGUCAACCAUGAUGUGUCCUUUAGACGGUUUGGCAUUCCAGGGCGGAUGAUAUUUUUCCCAACCUCCUCCGCCUCCUCCCCAUCAGCCCUGCGACCGGGAAUGGUAUAUCUCGUGCCUGUACAACAGAGAUCAUUAGACAUUUACUUGAUAAAACUUUCUCAUUUUCGUUUUCUAACUUAAAAUUGUUUAAGAACACCUGAAUUUUCUUGUAUGCACGUGGCAUGUUUAGAGCCAUCGGUACUGUCAAAUCUCUUUCUUUCUUUUUCAAUUUUUGCAAGUAAAAGCCCAUCCAAUAUUAUCAUUGCCAUGUACUUUUCAUUCUCUCCUUUUCCCAGUAUCUGUUUCAUAUGUGUUGCAGUGUAAUGUGCUCCCAGGGAGAGAUAUAUAUCUGGUACGUCUCUUCCCCCUUUUUUUUUUUUUUUUUUUUUAUCGGCUUCUUCAUUUCUGUUUUUCUUAUCCUAUCCCAUUUGGCUCCCCACAUGAAUUGCAUGGUCAGCCUCUCCAGUUCGCCAGUCGUUUUCCUGGAAGGGAAGAACACACUUGCUGCCAACUGGAGCAAGGGGAUGAUUACAGUCUUUAUCACCAGAACCUUUCCUUCUAUGGUCAACUCUCUCUGUUGCCAUAGUCCUACUUUUUGUUGUCCUCUUUCUCCUCUUCCCUAGCUUUAUAUCGUUCCCUUUUCCCUUGCUCUAGCUCUUGUAAUGUGUUGGUUUCUUCAGAAUUAUCUUUUGGACUUGACUGACACAAUAACGGAAGAAAAGAUGUUUCGUUGGGAGAGUCUGAUGGAAAGAUUCUAGUUUCCUGCAAAGAUUCAUCUGAUAACACAUCAUCCCUUCCUCUUUUUCCCUCUGGAAUGGGACUUUGAGGUAAAGAGUCCUCAGCUGGUCUUUUAGCAGUUUGUAUUACUGGUCUCUGUUCUUCUGUUUCCUUCUCCGUAAUUUGUAACACCUGUCCCUGAUGUUCUCCCUGUUUUCCAGUUAAUUGUUUUUCAAGCUCCGCCCCCUUUUCCUCCUCUGUCAUUGGUUCCUCUAGUAACUCACCAAGCUCUUCUGCAGGUGCCUCCACUUCCCUCCUAAUUAAGUCAUCUUGUUUUCCCUUACCCGCCUUAACUUUGUUUGCAAAGGACUUUGGACAGUCUUUAAACAAAUGGUUUUCCAUUCCACACAAGUUACAUUUCCUUCCUUUAUCACACUCUUCAACAGUGUGUCCUAUUUCUCUGCAUUUCCUGCAGAAUGCUUUCUCACAUGCUUCCACCAAAUGUCCAUGCUCCCCACAUUGUCUGCAUAAUUUUGGUUGACCUUGGUAAUGAAUAUAGCCUCUGUUUUCCCCCAACACGAUUACCUGCGGCAGGUGUUUUAAUCCCUGAAAGCUCUCUGGGUCCUCAAACUGUUGGAUUGGUAUCCUCCAUGCACAGUUCCAAAUGCCGUCAAUGUCCCUAACUUUCACUGCUUGCCCUCUUGCAUUACAAAACCUACUCAACCAAAGGCAAAUGUCUUCACCACUCAGUCUUCACCACUCACCAUCUCAUUAAACAUUCUUAACAAUCACUGUUUUCCUGGUAUUGUCAUUCAGUUUCACAAUUUCGAACAUGUUGAACUCCAUUUUUACCUUUUCCAGUCUUGUCCAGAAGUCUUUCCAUAGUAUCUCAGUCUGAAAACUGACAUCGAAUCCUUUGUUGAAAGGCAAGGUCAGGAUGCAAUUUAGGUUGUCUGGCUUGAAUCCCAGCAGCUGUUGGAUCAUCUUCCGUGAAAAAUCCAAACGUGACAUCUUCUCCACCGUUAACCUGAAGAGAAAUUGCACACUGUGGUGCCUCCAUGCAUCAGCGCAAAGCGCCGACAUCACGGAGGCAUCACAGAGUCAAAAAGUCCACAAAAGCUGUCGAAACUUUAAACCAAUUCAAAUUUUAAAUUAUAAUUUUUGGUGCUAGCUAUUGAGAUGACCUGCGCAAGACUACUGAUGUCACCUUGUUUCUGGAUUAUAGGCAUCUCUUUCACAUGGCUUUGAAUAUCCUGGAGUGUAGUAAUGUUGAAUGUUAUGUUCUUGAAUUUUUUCAUUUUAACCUAUUGUUUUUGCCAUCUUUAAAAUGGCUCUGAAUUGUAUUACUUUUUAUAGUGGUUCAUUAAAUGUUAUUGUUUUUA